UUCCUGGCCCAGUUAGAGUAAGACUCUUAAUACGGCGAGAUAAUGCAAAAAUUCGCAACCUUUCUCCUGUUUUUGGCCGUCUGGACAAGUGGGCAUGGACAGGACACGCCCUUUUUGAAUGGCACAUUUCCACCAGGAUUUUUGUGGGGGGUGGCCACCUCGAGUUAUCAGAUUGAAGGGGGUUGGGACCAGGAUGGUAAGGGACCCAACGUGUGGGACACAUGGACACAUGACUCCACCUGCAGUAAUGUCCAGGAUUGUAGCAAUGGAGAUGUUGCUUGCGAUUCGUACAACAGGAUUAUGCAAGACAUCGCAAUUUUGAAAGAGAUGAAUGUCGAUUUCUACCGGUUUUCCAUUGCAUGGUCCCGCAUAAUCCCGAACGGUGGGAUCGACGAGCCCGUUAAUCCAGCUGGAAUCCGGUACUACCGCCACCUUAUUAACGCCCUUCUAGGAAAUGGGAUUAAGCCUUUCGUCACAAUGUUUCAUUGGGACACACCACAAGCUAUAGAAGAUGCAGGGGGUUGGCCGACAGAAGCUACGGCGCAAGCGUUUGCGAGAUACGCGCGAGUUUUAUACGCCGAGUUGGGAGACUUGGUCAAGGACUGGAUCACAUUUAAUGAACCCUGGGUGAUUUGUGUUCUUGGGUAUGGAACUGGUGUGAACGCUCCUGGACGGACGGAAAUGGCCGAAACGGUGUACCAGUGUGGUCACACGAUCAUCAAAGCGCAUGGUUUGGCGUACCGCAUUUACGAGACCGAAUUCAAGGACCAGCAACAAGGUCAAGUCGGAAUUACGCUCAACACGGAUUGGAAUGAACCCGAUGUGGAUGACGCCGAACAUCGUGACGCAUCCGAUAGAGGACUCCGAUUCAGUUUUGGCUGGUUCGCUCACCCUCUCUACUUCGGAGAAUACCCGCCCAUCAUGAGGGAACUUGUUGACCAGAAGAGCAUAAAUGAAGGCCGGAAUUCAUCCCGAUUGCCAUCAUUUGACCUGCUGUGGACCGAGAUUAUCAAUGGGACCCUGGAUUUCAUCGGAUUGAACACUUACACGACUCAACUUGUCCGACCAGUAAAUGGUGACGGAAAUCCUGGAUUAUUUGGAGAUAGUAACGUUGCAGGGAGACAAGAUCCUGCCUGGGAGUCUAGCGCAGCAUCGUGGUUGAAGGUUGUCCCAUGGGGAUUGAACAAACUGGUCCGCUGGAUCUACGCUGAAUACAAUCAGCCACCCAUUUACGUAACAGAGAACGGUUUUGCAGAUCCGCAAAACGCCACGGUGAACGAUCCCCGACGAGUCAAUUACUAUCAGCAGUACAUCAACGAGUUGAUGAAAGCUACGUUGGAUGGCGUUGACGUCAAGGCAUACACAGCCUGGAGCUUGAUGGACAAUAUGGAAUGGUCGGCAGGAUACACGCAACGAUUUGGGAUCCACCACGUCAACUUUUCGGACCCUUCGCUGACCAGAGUGCCAAAAAUGUCGGCGAUUUGUUUAACACAAAUUUUUUCCGAUAAUGGAUUCCCAAACGGACCCCCGUGUAACAUUAAUUAAUUGGUUGAGUUAUGCAAAAUGUAUUUUUUGAGUUAUGUAUAACCCUGUAACUGAAUUUAAAUAAUGUGGUUUAAAAAUGAUAAUAAAUUGAAGACAUGAAUUGAAAACUAAAUAA
Messenger RNA from Folsomia candida, 1660 nucleotides. Its product is annotated as lactase-phlorizin hydrolase. Gene Ontology annotation, molecular function: beta-glucosidase activity. The transcript is spliced from 8 exons. The record is from RefSeq and is a predicted model, not a curated record. Bases 43 to 1545 code for a protein of 500 amino acids. NCBI's taxonomy places the organism in Eukaryota, Metazoa, Arthropoda, Collembola, Entomobryomorpha, Isotomidae. Gene Ontology annotation, biological process: carbohydrate metabolic process.